This is a messenger RNA of Colletotrichum higginsianum IMI 349063, 2277 nucleotides long. RefSeq names its product Glucan 4-alpha-glucosidase. The record is from RefSeq and is a predicted model, not a curated record. Lineage: Eukaryota; Fungi; Ascomycota; Sordariomycetes; Glomerellales; Glomerellaceae. The transcript is spliced from 2 exons. The coding region runs from base 1 to 2277 and encodes 758 amino acids.
AUGGAUCCUUUCCAUGACAAGGCGGGCAACGAUCGGAGGGCUUCCCUCAGGAUGUCGGCAAGCGCCUCGCUGACGGCCAACGACGAUGAUGACUAUGCCUUGGCAGCAAUGGGCAUAUCUGAUGGUUUUCGCCCAGUCGAUCUGUCUGCUGCUCAUCAGCCUAUCGCCUCGACCACAUUUCCUUCGACUGGCUCGGCGGUUGUGUCGCGAGACUCCCCCGUUCCUCAGCGUGCUACACCCGCCCGACCGUCUAGCAUCGCAAAACCUCCACACUCACACGACCCACUGGCUCUCCGUCACGACGGUUCAGAAUCAAGCGGCGCGCCUAUGUCCCGUAUAUCCAGCACCUCCACCGACUCACCCAUCAUUCGAUCCGAGAGCCCCUACGAAGGUCCGUCCGGUCCGUCCCAUCCGUACCAAAUGUACCCACAACGGACAAACAGCGUGGCAACGUCAACAACUGCUCGCAUGUCGGAACGCUCCUACGCAGGGCCACGUGGGCCAACCCAUCCGUAUGCACUUUACACGCAGAACACCGUACCUGUCGAUACAGCCGAGAGCGACAAUAUCCCCGUAGGAUUUGCGGGCCGUUCCGACGGCUACCAUCGACGGAUCGGUCCCGAAGGAGAGGAAAUUGCCGACUUGAUCGGCCCUUUGGGGCACACGGAAGAACUUCCACCAUACACCAGAUAUCCCGAGCAAGCGUACGCAAGGAAACAACAGGACGCGCCCCAAUUGAUAUCAGGGCAGCAGUCACAUCAAGACCAGCAGCGACAAGGACAGCCGUCACCGUCGUCACCGCAGCAGCAAUCGCAACAACCUGCAGUUGCUGUCAUGACUGCCACAGUUGCCCCUAUUCCUGGUGCUGGUGGUCUUGGACUUGCUACUCGAAACCCAGAGUUUGAAUCCCGAGAGGAUCUCCGCCUCCAACCGUCCCGCAUGUCAUCUCGGACACUUGCCUCCGAUACUGCCAGCCAGCACGAAAUAAACACCGCCGCCGAGGUUUAUGCCGAGAAGGGAGAAGUUCAGUCCGACCGUAAGUGGCAAAAAAGGGCAAAGAAGCGCUUGUUUGGUGUGAUACCUUACUGGGCCAUCUGCUUGUUGGCAGUUGGACUGGUGAUGAUGGGCAUCAUAUUGGGCGCUGUCAUUGGUACCUUCUUCGCCAAACACAAGAAACCACCCGGAAAACAUCAAGACGACGAGCCCAUCCCGCUCGUCAUUCCUACGGCUACCGUGGACAUCAAACCACUGGCUACAUUGCCACCAGACCUUCCUGCGAUGGAAGUCGGCACAUUUGGCUUGCCGCCUCUUAUUGCAAGCCAGGCGCCAAGUACCUGUUUUAACGACACCACACAGUCACAAGCCUGGACAUGCAAUAUCCCAUUUACAAGCUAUGUCAUGGGCGUUUCCAGAAUUGCCAACGAACUGCCCAUAUCCGAUUACACCCUAAAACUUACUACUUUUAACGAUAGCGACCACGACGAGAACUUUCGAUUCAACAUGUUCUCUUGGGGCACUCAGCCACCUUUGAUCAUGGAUCCCUUGAAGAUGCGUCUUGUCAACGAUACUUCGGAACCGGGCCGUGGCGCCGCAUGGUUUGCUCAGAUGACGUAUAACAAGACAGUCAUUGUGGCUGAGGAUAGGUUUCCCGGCGUCAGCACCCCAAAGAAGCAACAGCCACAGUCGAAGAGAGGAUGGGGUGGCCCAUCAUCUCAAAUGGGAGAAUUUAGCAGAAAAGGUGUGAAGGGAGCACAGGCUGGUGACAGACCUUGGAUUUGCACAUGGCCUGGGACCCUUCUCGAAGUGUUUGUGUACCCGGCGCAGAACAACAGCUAUCGGAAACCUACUUCGACCAUGCGGCCCACCGCGGCUGCAACAUUUCCACCAUCGACCUCGACGCAGUUCUUGGUUCGUCAUGGCUUGCAGACCGAGGCCCCUCGGCCAAGUUCCAUGCCCAGUGAUCGGCCACAUCGCGCACCACCACCGCCAUACCCUCAAGUCAUCAAGUUCGAAGAGCGACGUGUAUCUCUUGAUCAAACAAAGAACGCCGUCUGUCAACAAGUCGAAGUUUGCGACGACGGCGAGAACACUGUUCCUGUCUUGACUGACGAGGGCCAGCCGGUUGAGGUUUUCAUCAUGGAAAACCGACAAACUGUGGCGAUAGCUGACUCGACGAAGCGUUGGAUACACGAAGACAGUCUACUGGUCUCUCCCCGAGACCGACCAGCGAGAACGAGUCAAUUGAGCGACUGCGGGUGCAUAUGGUGGUUCACAUGA